Molecule: messenger RNA, 870 nt
Organism: Gamsiella multidivaricata
Lineage: Eukaryota; Fungi; Mortierellomycota; Mortierellomycetes; Mortierellales; Mortierellaceae
Product: proteasome complex subunit Rpn13 ubiquitin receptor-domain-containing protein
Exons: 3
Coding region: 77-475 (132 amino acids)
Biological process (GO): ubiquitin-dependent protein catabolic process
Cellular component (GO): nucleus; cytoplasm; proteasome regulatory particle, lid subcomplex
Molecular function (GO): endopeptidase activator activity; proteasome binding; ubiquitin binding
Source: RefSeq, a predicted model, not a curated record
CAACUCAUUCUCUUUUCCACCUUUACCUCCAACACCACCACUCUCCUCAGAACAAUUCAACACUAACCACAGCACCAUGGCAUCUUCACGCAAUCCGCUUCUUCAGUUCAAGGCAGGACGAUGCUUCAGAGAGGGAACCACAGACACAGUCCAACCAGAUCCCACUAAAGGACUGGUCUAUAUGGAGGAGGAAGAUGGUCUUAUGCACUUUUACUGGAAAAACCGGGCAACCAACACCGUUGACGACGAUCUUAUUCUCUUCCCUGGUGAUGCAGAGCUCAAGACGGUCCCUCAGUGCACAACAGGACGCGUACUCAUGCUCCAGUUCAAGUCGUCCUCACAAAAGCUCUUUUUCUGGCUCCAGGAGGCAAACACAGACCGGGAUCAGAUUAUUCUCCAGCAGGCAAAUGCACUCAUCAGUCAGGGACAGGAGGACGAAGCAGGACAUUAUGACGAGGAUGUCGCCAUGGAAUAAAUUUCAGUCAGGAGAUGGAUCCGUACAACUUGUUGCAGGCGACUAUGCAAUAGAUGAAUAGGACCUUUAGAGAGCAGCGAGAAGAAUUAAAGCAGCACAACAAGCAAAAUGGGCCGAGACAGUAAUGAAAGUGAGAAUGGUUGAUGAAGAUGGGAUGCUAUCAGGACCUUUAUUAGAUUUAGAUGACACUUAAAUGAGGCCAUAUCGCUUGCCAAAGAAGACAGCGACGAUGCAAUAUAAGCCCAUGAACCCACACAGUCCCCACCACCAAUGUAAUGGUUCGUCUUCAUCCCCUGGCUGUCCUGGCACAUGCACAUUCAUUCUAAUAAAAAAAUAAAAUAAAAUAAAAUUAGCCAGAUAAACUUCGUUUCAAAUAAAAGCGAUUUAAUAUUUCU